This is a messenger RNA of Melampsora larici-populina 98AG31, 1167 nucleotides long. RefSeq lists its product as uncharacterized. Bases 1 to 1167 code for a protein of 388 amino acids. NCBI's taxonomy places the organism in Eukaryota, Fungi, Basidiomycota, Pucciniomycetes, Pucciniales, Melampsoraceae. The transcript is spliced from 5 exons. The record is from RefSeq and is a predicted model, not a curated record. Gene Ontology annotation, biological process: tRNA-type intron splice site recognition and cleavage; tRNA splicing, via endonucleolytic cleavage and ligation. Gene Ontology annotation, cellular component: tRNA-intron endonuclease complex. Gene Ontology annotation, molecular function: tRNA-intron lyase activity; nucleic acid binding.
AUGAGUUCAACAACAACAACAACCAACACCAACACCAACAAACCGAUCACUAAAUCAGAAUCAAUUCAAUCAAAACCAAAAAAAAUAAAAGCACCCAACAUAUAUUCAAACUUAUUACCCAUCAAUCUAAGCACUUCAAACACAUAUCAUCCAUUCACUUAUUUAAAAGCACAUCUUUGGUUCUCUAAUCAAUCUACCACAUCUUCUCAUCAAAUCAUUUAUGGAAAAUUAGAUUCGAUUUCUAAUCAGAUCUCAGUCACUGGAGAUCAUCAGUUUCAAAUACUUUGGAGAUGUGGAUUUUUUGGGAAAGGUAAUCUUUCGAGAAGUGAACCUACUUGGUUACAAAGAGCUAAGAAUAGACAUGCUUUAAAUGUAUUACAAUCUGAUCAUGGUCUUAAACUUACGGCUGAAGAAUUAACGGCUAAGAGAAGAAUUGAAAGAAGAGAAGCUAAAAUUGAAAAAGCGAAAGAAAAAGAAAGAGAAAAAGAAAAAGAAAUGAGAUUAGAAGGAAUUGAAGUGAAUGAAGAAAUCGAAAAGAUCGAUCCACCCAUUGAAGAAAUCCAAUCUCUAAACAUCAAAGAAGAAAUCAUAAAAGAAACUGAUCAAAUCGAACAUCAAAACAUCAAACCAAAUCGAACUAAACCAUCAGAGAUGAUCCUUCCAAUCGAACUUUUAGAAGAACUAGAUUCGAUUGUCAAUCUUGAACAUUUACAACUCAAACCAGAAGAUGCAUUUUUUCUUUCAUAUGGAAUAGGUUGUUUACAAAUCGAAAAAGAAGUCUCAGAAACAGAUGAAGUGGUUUCCAAACCAGAAAAUAAACAAUGGUUCAGUAUUAAUGAAUUAUGGGAAACGUUUUGUUCGAAUGCUGAUCGAGAUUCUCAAAGAAAACCAGAUAAUCCAUUUAUAGUCUCCUAUGUUACAUAUCAUCAUUUCAGAUCAUUAGGAUGGGUAGUAAGAGAUGGGAUUAAGUUUUGUGUGGAUUGGGUACUUUAUGGAUCUCGUGGUCCAGUAGGAGGUCAUGCAGAGUUUGCGGUUUGUGUGAUACCUGUGUAUGAAGAUCCUAAUGAUCAAGAAGAACUUCAUCAAUCAGAUUUAUCUAAUCAAAAAAAGAAUUGGAAAUGGCUUUCAACUGUCAAUCGAGUUUGUUCAGGUGUCAAAAAAAUGUAG